GAAAUUCGCUGAAGUCUGGUGAAAGUUGAAAACGAGGAUUUGUAACGCCAUAACUAAUCGUCAAGAGCAACCGGUGAACUUUUAAUUUGUUUCCCGCCGCUUCUUUGUUGUUGUUGGUUUUGUUGUAGUCUCAUGGUCGAUCGUUAUUUCUUCUUUCUCUUUUCCAAAUGUCUAACUACGAGUCUUUGAAUAAUGCAUGGAAUGUGGCCACCCAAGUUUUGAUUCCAUCGAACCCCCUCGCGUCGCCACAUGAAAAAACUGCCUGUUCCUCCUCCGUGAACGAAGUAGACUUCAAUGCGGCAAUCGAAGUCCUUCACCAACACCAACUCACACACAUCAUCGAGGACUGGUUCAUCGAAUAUGUCCAAAGUGAAAUGAGAGAUGAGAUUGCUCCUAAGUUCUGGAGCUACUUUGCCGAGGAGAAAGACUCACUUAGCGUUCAGCUGAAUAAUUUUGUUUUGGCCGUCGACUACCUUUAUUCAGCCCUCGACAAACACAACGACAGCAUUGAGAAAAUUGAGUUAAUCAUUAAUAGAUACCCACCGUCCAACUACAGAACUGGCACCCUCUUCAAGAAAUCGUUAAAAGAAACCGCUACGACCCUAUGCAAGGCCUUGUUAUUUUCAUCAAAGGAUCGAAAAAUCUUCAAAGUGACAGAAAGCUUCUAUUUGAAAGCUUUCAAGGUAUACCAACAUACAAGCAGUGAUGAACAAGAUGAUGAGAAACUUGCAGAAUCUUCUGAACUUGGUCACUGCAAUGGCUGUGAUGAAGAACAUGAAUGCAAAUGUACUGAAUUCAUGGAAUCAUUUCAUACAAUAAACAGAAAACUUGACAAACUGAAUUUGUUGAGCAAAAUGGCUGGUUCCUGCAUCACUACCAUUGUGCAUCGGACAACCAAACAACACAUUGAGUUAAAAUGUCGAGGAAACCUUGAAACUUCGUUUCUGGAGAGUUUAGAAAAGUGGCUUGACAAGAAAGUUCUUGGUUGGCUUGAUCUUGUCUGGUGUUCAGAUCAAAUGUCAUCGACUGAACUGCAAUCCUUGAAGGAGUUCAAAGACACACUGCGCCAAUACAUGUACGAGAACUACGCCGGUACCCUAAUCGACCAAUUAUUCAGCAUUAUCAUAGACUACCCAGAAUCAGAACCAGCCAUUCUCGAUUUGAAAAACUGCCUCAUGAAGACAGAUCUUCGUUCACAUCUUGUCAUCUCUCUCAAAGAUGCUUUAGAAAACAGAUUGCUACAUCCAGGUGUAAACACCUCUAAUAUACUUGCUGCUUAUAUAUCAGCGAUUCGGGCCCUACGUGUGUUGGACCCUGCGGGUGUGAUCCUGGAGCUUGUUUGCGAACCUGUACAGAAAUAUUUAAGAGAUCGUGAUAACACAGUGCGCUGCAUUGUGUCCAGUUUAACUGAGGAAGGGGUCAACGAGCUUUCUGAUGAAUUGAUCCGAGGUUUGCCUCACAUUGUUGACGACAAUGCUGCGAGUGAUGAUGAAGAUUGGAACAAAUGGAUACCCGAUCCAGUGGAUGCUGAUCCAACAUCCAUGUCGAAGGUGAGAAGAACGUCAGACAUUAUCAGCAUGCUGGUGAACAUAUAUGGAAGCAAAGAACUGUUUGUAAAUGAAUACCGCAACCUGCUGGCCGACCGCAUCCUCUCGCAGUUCAACUACGACACCGAACGUGAAAUCCGGUACCUGGAACUGCUGAAGCUGCGAUUCGGUGAAUCCCAGCUCCACUACUGCGAGGUGAUGCUGAAGGAUGUCACAGACUCAAGACGUAUCAAUGCCAUCAUAAAGGAAGAUAAGAAGAAAGACGAGCCAGAAGAAAAUGCGGAUGAUAUUGAAAUCAAUGCCAUGAUUCUGUCUGCUCAGUGUUGGCCGACAUUCAGAGAAGAGAAACUCAACUUGCCUGAAAAUAUGCAGACUUGUUUGGAGAACUACACCAAAAAGUUUGAAUCCAGGAAAGGAAAUCGCACGUUGAUAUGGAAACCCCAUUUAGGUCUGGUCAACAUCGACAUUGAACUAAAAGAGAGAGUGCUCAACCUGAAUGUCUCACCUGUACACGCAGCUAUCAUAAUGCAGUUUCAAAAUAAAGACCAGUGGACAGUUGAAGAGCUGAGCAGUGUCCUACAGAUCCCGGCCACUGCCCUGCGAAGAAAAAUCGCAUAUUGGCAGAGCCAAGGCUUGCUUAAAGAGGAAGCCACCGACACUUUCCUCCUCGUUGAAGAGCAACGAGCUAACUCUGAUGAUAUUAUGCUUGCUGAUGAAGAAGAGACAGAAUCUGCCAUGGCAUCGAUGAGGGCUCAAAUGGAAGAGCAAAUGCAGGUUUUCUGGACAUACAUUGUCGGCAUGUUGACCAAUCUGGAAAGUCUCCCCAUCGAGAGGAUCCACUCGAUGCUGCGUAUGUUUGCCGUCCAAGGUCCUUCUUCUGUGGAAUGCAGUCUGGCUGAGCUGAAGGCCUUCCUUGACAAGAAAGUGAAGGACCAGAAACUGAUCUACACAUCGGGCGUGUAUCGUUUAUCGCAUAGCUGAGCUACACCUCCCAUCUGUUCUUCUUCUUGUUCUUGUUGUUGUCAUUGUUUUGGUGCAGUUUACUCCUCCUCCAACUUCUGCCACUUCAAUGACAUUUACUGUUGUCAUGUAUGGGGAGGUACUGAAAAGUUCCUGGCUUUAUGUAAAAGAAAAUACAGGAGGAUCAGUUAAUAAUGAU
Messenger RNA from Octopus sinensis (East Asian common octopus), 2706 nucleotides. RefSeq names its product anaphase-promoting complex subunit 2-like. NCBI's taxonomy places the organism in Eukaryota, Metazoa, Mollusca, Cephalopoda, Octopoda, Octopodidae. Gene Ontology annotation, cellular component: anaphase-promoting complex. The record is from RefSeq and is a predicted model, not a curated record. Gene Ontology annotation, molecular function: ubiquitin protein ligase binding. Gene Ontology annotation, biological process: ubiquitin-dependent protein catabolic process.